AUGAAGCAAAAGAUUGUGAUCAGGGUGGAGAUGACGUGCGACAAGUGCCGGUCCAAGGCAAUGGCGCUGGUGGCUGCGACGGUUGGGGUGGACUCGGUGGCGCUGGCCGGGGACAGCAAGGACCAGGUGGUUGUGCUCGGCGACGGCGUCGACUCCGUUAAGCUCACCACCGCGCUGCGAAAGAAGGUUGGCCACGCCCAGCUGGUGCAGGUCGGCGAGGUCAAGAAGGAGGAGGAGAAGAAGCAGUCCGCCGAAGCAGCCGCCGCCGUCGUCGAGUAUGCAUACCCGUGGCACUACUAUCAGUACCCUCCUGCCGGCGCGUAUAGUUACCAGCAGUAUUACUCCCCGCCGGACACCUGCUGGAUGUAG
This is a messenger RNA of Lolium rigidum, 369 nucleotides long. Its product is annotated as disease resistance protein Pik-1-like. NCBI's taxonomy places the organism in Eukaryota, Viridiplantae, Streptophyta, Magnoliopsida, Poales, Poaceae. The coding region runs from base 1 to 369 and encodes 122 amino acids. The record is from RefSeq and is a predicted model, not a curated record. The transcript has a single exon. Gene Ontology annotation, molecular function: metal ion binding.